Messenger RNA from Durio zibethinus, 2320 nucleotides. It is a transcript of the gene ABCG21, whose product is annotated as ABC-2 type transporter family protein. Gene Ontology annotation, molecular function: ATP hydrolysis activity; ATP binding; ABC-type transporter activity. The record is from RefSeq and is a predicted model, not a curated record. Lineage: Eukaryota; Viridiplantae; Streptophyta; Magnoliopsida; Malvales; Malvaceae. Gene Ontology annotation, cellular component: plasma membrane. Gene Ontology annotation, biological process: transmembrane transport.
UCAAACCUUAUUUCUCGUGCUUUCCUCACUUUAUAACUCACAUGAUCAUCACUUGUUCUUGCAUGUGAAUUCUUAGCCCUCUCCUCCUCCAACUCUUCAGCUCUGUCCAUCCAGGCCCCAGCUUGAUCUCGCCAUUACUCUGCUUCCUCUAAUUCACCUUUCCGCCCUACUUUUCUAACUAGUUUAAUUAAAAUGAUGCCCCCUGAGCAAGAUACUAGCAAUAUCACCACCCAUAAUAGUCCGGCCAGCAUCAUGCUCACAAGCAGGACUGAGAAUGUUUCGGUUCAUGCUGAACCAUCCAACGUUGUCCCAUUUUCUCAAUAUCCAAUCCCAUCCCAACAACACCAAGGGCAACAAACUCGACUUCGGUUUUCAGUUCUCUGCCAGCCUUUACGUCCUGUAACUCUUAAGUUUGAAGAAGUAGCCUACAGCAUCUAUUCCAGUACUACCACAACGACAAGUUGUCUAUCUUUAUCCUCGCAUAAACCCAAACCAAGAAGAAGUGUGCUCAAUGGUGUUAGCGGUGUUGUUCGACCUGGUGAGCUACUGGCAAUGCUUGGCCCCUCUGGUAGUGGUAAAACCACCCUCCUGACUGCCCUAGGAGGUCGUUUAACUGGAAAGCUGUCCGGUACCAUAACAUACAAUGGUCGGCCAUUUUCUUGCUCCAUGAAGCGCAAAACAGGCUUUGUCGCUCAAGAUGAUGUGCUGUAUCCCCACCUCACAGUGGUAGAAACGCUGACUUAUGCUGCUUUGUUGAAAUUGCCAAAAGAGCUGACUAGAGAAGAGAAAAUUGAGCAAGCUGAGUUGAUUAUAGUGGAACUUGGCCUAGCAAGAUGUAGGAAUACUAUAGUGGGUGGGCCUCUUCUUCGGGGCGUGUCAGGUGGGGAGCGUAAACGGGUCAGUAUUGGCCUGGAGAUGUUAGUGAACCCAAGUUUGUUGCUGCUGGACGAGCCCACUUCAGGACUCGACUCCACCACCGCGCAGCGAAUUAUGGUUACCUUACGCCGCUUAGCACGCGGUGGCCGGACUGUGAUAACCACCAUUCACCAGCCUUCAAGUGGGUUGUACAGAAUGUUUGAUAAGGUCCUGGUUCUAUCUGAGGGGUGUCCCAUCUAUUGCGGGCAAGCCGAACAGGCCAUGGAGUACUUCAGUUCCAUUGGUUUCACACCUGGUUUCAAUUUCCUGAACCCUGCCGAUUUUCUCCUUGAUCUGGCUAAUGGUAUAACCCCUGAUGAGCAACUAGAGUUCCAAGGCAGCGUAGACCACCAUGAUGAUCAAAAUUCGAGAAAACAAGACCUAACAUCGUCUUACAAGAAGAAUAUAUACCCUGUACUGAAGGCUGACAUUAACAAGAACUUGCAAGAUUCGUCUUUUUCAACAGUAAUAUCAUCAAAAUCAAGCUGCGGUGAGGUUCAAUGGAGCACCAGUUGGUGGGAGCAAUUCAAGGUCUUACUGAGAAGGGGUUUACAAGAGAGGAAGCAUGAAUCGUAUUCUGGCCUAAGAAUAUUUCAGGUCAUGUCUGUUUCCAUUCUUUCAGGCCUCCUCUGGUGGCAUUCUGAUAUUUCACACAUACAAGACCAGGUGGGACUGCUCUUUUUCUUUUCAAUAUUCUGGGGUUUUUUCCCACUGUUCAAUGCCAUAUUCGCAUUCCCUCAAGAGCGGCCAAUGCUUAUAAAGGAACGAUCAUCAGGGAUGUACCGUCUUUCCUCAUAUUACUUUGCCCGAACAACCGGUGACUUGCCAAUGGAACUAGUUCUUCCUACAAUAUUUGUUACUGUCACAUAUUGGAUGGGGGGCCUCAAGCCUUCACUAGUCACAUUUGUACUAACCCUCUUAAUCGUACUCUUCAACGUGCUGGUCUCUCAAGGACUAGGACUGGCACUCGGAGCCAUCCUAAUGGACGUAAAACAAGCUACAACCUUAGCUUCUGUGACAAUGCUUGUGUUUUUGUUAGUCGGUGGAUACUACAUUCAGCACAUUCCUCCUUUCAUAGCUUGGUUGAAAUACAUUUCUUUUAGUCACUACUGCUAUAAGCUUUUGAUGGGGGUGCAGUACUCAGUAAAUGAUGUCUAUGAAUGCGAGAUUGGGAUGCGUUGCAAUGUAACGGAUUUUCCAGCAAUUAAGUGUCUGGGUCUCGACAAUAAGUGGUGGGAUGUGGCUGCUUUGACAAUAAUGUUAGUUGGAUACAGGCUACUGGCUUAUGUGGCUCUAAGAAUUGGGCAACCUCACUGACCAUAUCCAUGGCUCCAGCAUUUUAGUUGUUGAAGGUAGAAAAAUUGGCGAGCAGAAUUGUCUCCAAUUUGAUAGCGUAAACAUGAAU